This is a messenger RNA of Penicillium diatomitis, 270 nucleotides long. RefSeq lists its product as uncharacterized. NCBI's taxonomy places the organism in Eukaryota, Fungi, Ascomycota, Eurotiomycetes, Eurotiales, Aspergillaceae. The record is from RefSeq and is a predicted model, not a curated record. The transcript has a single exon. The coding region runs from base 1 to 270 and encodes 89 amino acids.
AUGUCGACCGUGUGUCCCGGAAAGCACAUCAGUGAUUUCCUGGAGAUACCUGGUCUCCGAGACCUUGCCGUUGCUGAAUAUAGUGACUGGCAGCAAUCACAAGUUGAUGAUGAGAAGCUGAAGGCAGAGUUUCGCAAAGCCCGUGAUGCUACGCUUGAAGAUGGUCUAGACUUUAUGCAGGUUCACGAGGAUCAGGACCCGGAAUUUUUUAUAAAAAACGGCGUUAAGAGGGGCAUUGCUCGGCGUUUUAUUGGGGAUAUUGAGUAUUAG